Durusdinium trenchii is the source of this 876-nucleotide messenger RNA. The record is from the annotation of a GenBank genome assembly. NCBI's taxonomy places the organism in Eukaryota, Dinophyceae, Suessiales, Symbiodiniaceae.
CAAGAUUAAAGAGCGAUCAACACAAUUCGCAAUGAUUUCUCAUGAUAUGCCAACAGUGCCCUUGCCAAAGCAAGCAGAUCAAGGAGAAGGACUUGACUUGGUACCGUUGGGUGGCGAGCUUUUUCUACCACCAAGGGCAGACGUGGCAAGCAAAGAAGGUGUCGAGGCGAUGCCAGCAGAUUUUGUGGAGCUUGCUGCUGCAGGGGAUUUCUCUGCAUGCGGGUCCGCCCUUUUGCAGGAGCUUAAGAGUACGCAUGAGAGUGAUUUGCUGCCGCUUCUUGUUGGAGUUCUAGGACACAUUGGGGCAAUAGAGUUUGCCGAUAGAGGGCGUCAACGGCAGAGGCGACGUGGUGCUUUUUCCAAGUCCGUUGACGACGGAGAAAAUGUGAAGGUUGUAGAUGAUCCGUUUGAAGCCUUCAGACAGUUGCGCCGUGCUGCCUUCUCUUCUGAUGCCAAAGUCUUGCUACGCCACGAGCUAGGAGACAGGCUUGAGGUGAACAGCACAGACCAGGUUGGAUCAGAGAUGCUUAGAUUCGGAUUUGCGGAGGGAAGGAUCUUUGACGACAUGAGGCUGCAACAGAUGCUUGAAGAAUCUUCAUCUACCAGUGCGCUGGCGCACGCACCUUCGCGGAAGUCUUGAAUUCGAGAAACACGACGAGAACGACGUGCGUGUGCGCGCAAAGGACAAAAGGAUGAAGGGAUGAGGAGAGGGAGACAGGACAGGACAGUGUAUGUGGUUGCGGUGAAAAGGAAACAACCACCUGGGCGACCUCAGACCUGGGUUCCGUGUACAAGUGCACGUGCUCCUGAGAAGCCUCAGGAUCUAUGGCCAGCUCGCGGCGCAGCAAGUCAUGAAAGUAAAUGUGAGGAGAGUUG